Messenger RNA from Rotaria sordida, 759 nucleotides. Lineage: Eukaryota; Metazoa; Rotifera; Eurotatoria; Philodinida; Philodinidae. The record is from the annotation of a GenBank genome assembly.
AUGCUUCGUCAAGAUUAUAAUCCAUAUUCAUUUUUUGAAUCAAAUACUUCAUUAAAUUAUGGUAUUAUGAUACUUAAUUAUUCAUUGGAUAGUCUUCGAAAUUUAUUAAAAAAAGAUAUAUGGAAUAAAGCUCUUAUUCGGGGUUGUGUUGAUGGUGGUUCAAAUAUACUUAAAAUUUAUUCAAAUGAAAUAAAUGAAAAUUUCUUACCAGAUUAUAUUAGUGGUGAUUUUGAUUCAAUUACUCAACAAACAUAUGAAUAUUAUAAAUCAAUAUCAACUAUUAAUUUUAUUAGUACUCAAAAUCAAAAUGCAACAGAUUUUACAAAAUGUGUUGAUAUUAUGAUGGAAAAACAUUCAACAUUAAAUAAUCUUUUAGUUUUUUGUUCAUUAGGUGGUCGAUUUGAUCAUACAAUAGGUAUAAUACAUACAUUAUAUAUACUUAAUAAUAAUUAUCCUAAUUUACAAAUAUAUUUAAUAAAUGAUCAUGACAUUGUUUUUUUAUUACAUGCUAAUAAAUUAAAUAGAAUUCAUAUUCAAUCAAAAUAUAAUGGUAAUAUAUGUAGUUUAUUACCAAUUGGUCAAUCAGCACAUGUACAAACUAAUGGACUUCGAUGGAAUAUAAAUAAAACUCAAGAAUUAAAUUUUACUAAACUUGUUAGUUCAUCAAAUACAUAUGAAUCAACAACAACACCUUAUGUUGAUGUUCAUACGGAUAAUGAUAUUAUUUGGACAAUGACAUAUAUAUGUGAUAAUAAAUGA